UCCAGGUCAUCCUGAGAGACUGACACACACAGGACAGGAGAAUGUACCAGACACUGACGCCUCUUAGUCCACCGUGCCCACCAGAGACCGAAGCAGCAAGCAGACCCGAGGAGAACCAGCACUAGCUACAACGUUCUGUCCGCCCUCCUCCAGUCCUCCCAGCCACCAAUGCUCUGUGAGGCUCUCUAUCCUCUCCUCUCCCUGGGCAUAAUGCUCCAUCUCUACUGCUGAGCUCCACCUUACCCCCUAACCUUUACCCCCUAACCUUACCCACCAUGACCAGUCUGAAGCGGUCUCAGACGGAGCGUUCGGUGGGCGGCUCGGUACCUGCCUCUGAUGAAUUCUACACUCGCCGUCUGCGCCUCCCCAACGGUGGCGCCCCCCCACCCCGCUCCGAAAGCGCCCACCUCACCUCCUCUUCCUCGUCCGGCUCCUCUUCAUCCUCCACCCCGGGGGUUCCCAAGAUGGGGGUCAGGGCCCGCGUGGCAGACUGGCCCCCGAAAAGGGACGGAACGGGUGGAGUGUGGCACAUCACCGUAGAUACGGACUCUCCGAGUUCUACCAUGUCAUCUUCAGGUGGCGGAGAACGCGGGUCGGGCGGAGAACGCGGGUCGGGCGGAGAACGCGAACGAGAGCGGAGCUCGGGGUCGGGUUCAGGCUCGGCGCCCCUGGCCCAUAGCAGCAUGUCAGCUAAACUGGGCCACCUGAUCAGCCCUCAGGACUCGUCGAUGCUCCGGAACAUCCACAACACCCUGAAGAGCAAGAUGCACCACGGCAGACAUCACAGCAAAGACAACCGCUACCUGUCGCCGGACGGCUACCAGGGCUCGCCGCGUAAAGGCAUGAGGCGUAUCCGCCAGCGCUCCAACAGUGACAUCACUAUCUCUGAGCUGGAGGGUGACGGGGGCGAGGGCUGGUCCUUCUCUGGCUGGACGCCCAUGCACCGAGAGUACGGCAGCACGUCCUCCAUAGACAAACAGACAGGCUCAGAGGAGAGCUUCUUCGAUAUGCUCAAGGGUUAUACAUCCCAGGAUGCACCAGACCAGCGCAGCCCGGCACCGGACAGACUCGGGGAGCUGCUGACGGUCGCCCCGCACAAACAGGCUGCCCUGGAUCUGCCUGAUGGACCCCUGGGUACUGCCAGAGGUAGCCCCGCCAGUCGCCUGAAGGAAAGGGAGAAACAACUCAAAAGGAGAUCCAAGUCGGAGACGGGCGGGGAGUCCAUCUUCCGGAAGCUUCGUAGCGUCAAGGCCGAGGGCGACUCGUCCCGUGCCGGAUCAGACAUAGAAGACGGGGGGCGGGAGGACGGUAACAGCCCCAAACCCUGGAUCUGUCAGAAGGGCUUCGCCCACUUUGACGUGCAGAGUAUCCUCUUCGACCUCAACGAGGCCAUCCAGGGACGACAAUCCGGCGGGAAACGCAAGAACACCACCACAGGAGCUUCGGCUGCAGCCGCCGCCUCGGCCUCUGCCACUUCCUCCCUCUCGUCCAAUCAGAGCGGAGUAUACGGUGGGGGCGGGUCUCCGUGCGGGUCGCAGGAGGAGCUAAGUGGGAAGGAGGGGUGUCUGGGUACAGGAGGGGGACAUGGCACUAACCCUGCCCUGGAUCCUGGGGAUGACCAGAGCAAUGAAUUGGUGCUGAACUGUCCCUGUUUUAGGAAGGAACUGGGAGGAGAGGGAGAAAGGAACAUCCGCCCUUCUAAACAGCAGGGGAGUAUAGGCAGUGGAGGGAGCUCUGGGGGGGGAGGUGGCUCAGAGGAGGGGCCCCUGGAGACCACUCUCCCCCACUUCACCAAUGCCGGGGUGGCCGUGCUGGAGGCCCCUAAAGAUGGACAGGGACAACACGCCGACAGGGCCAGACGAUCUGUAGAACACUGUGACCUGGGGGCUUACUACUACAGGAAGUACUUCUACCUGAGAGAGCAUUGGAACUACCUGGGUGUAGAUGAGACUCUGGGUCCAGUAGCAGUGAGUCUGACGGAGAGAGAAGCUGGAGGAACACAAGAGCAUGGACAGCAGUACACCUACAGAGUCAUCUUCAGAACCAGCGAGCUCUCCACCCUGCGUGGAUCCAUUCUGGAGGAUGCGGUGCCCUCCACCUCUAAGCACGGCCUGGCUCGGGGUCUACCCCUCAAAGAGGUGCUAGAUUACCUGGUACCAGAGCUGACCGCCCACUGUCUCAGACUGGCACUUAACACACCUAAAGUCACAGAGCAGCUGAUGAAGCUGGACGAACAGGGGUUGAGUUUCCAGUUGAAGGUGGGGGUGAUGUACUGUGCGUCGGGACAGAGCAGUGAAGAGGAUAUGUAUAAUAAUGAUUCAGCGGGUCCUGCUCUGGAGGAGUUCCUACAGCUGCUGGGGGAGAGGGUCCGACUGAAGGGAUUCACCAAGUACCGAGCCCAGCUGGACACUAAGACUGACUCCACAGGAACCCACUCCCUGUACACCACCUAUAAGGACUACGAGGUGAUGUUCCAUGUGUCCACCAUGCUGCCCUACACACCCAACAACAAACAACAGCUCCUGAGGAAGCGUCACAUAGGGAACGACAUAGUGACCAUCGUGUUCCAGGAGCCGGGGGCUCAACCCUUCACCCCCAAGAACAUACGGUCUCACUUCCAACACGUGUUCGUAGUGGUGAGAGCACAUCAACCCUGCUCUGACAACACCAGCUACAGGCCGUCCACCCCCUACACACCCCACUCUCGUCAAACUCACAACCCUCUCGUCCGCACUCACACUCCGACCUCCGUCCCCCUACAACACCUCACCGUCCACUACACCCCCUCCUCCGCUCCCACUACACCCCUCCCCGCUCCCACUCACCCACCCUCCCGCUCCAACUACAACAACUCCCCGUACCACACCUAA
This is a messenger RNA of Salvelinus sp. IW2-2015, 2870 nucleotides long. RefSeq names its product signal-induced proliferation-associated 1-like protein 1. Gene Ontology annotation, biological process: activation of GTPase activity; regulation of small GTPase mediated signal transduction. The record is from RefSeq and is a predicted model, not a curated record. Gene Ontology annotation, cellular component: cytoplasm. Lineage: Eukaryota; Metazoa; Chordata; Actinopteri; Salmoniformes; Salmonidae. Gene Ontology annotation, molecular function: GTPase activator activity.